Trichosporon asahii var. asahii CBS 2479 is the source of this 6096-nucleotide messenger RNA. RefSeq lists its product as uncharacterized. NCBI's taxonomy places the organism in Eukaryota, Fungi, Basidiomycota, Tremellomycetes, Trichosporonales, Trichosporonaceae. The coding region runs from base 1 to 6096 and encodes 2031 amino acids. The record is from RefSeq and is a predicted model, not a curated record. Gene Ontology annotation, biological process: regulation of transcription by RNA polymerase II. Gene Ontology annotation, cellular component: Set3 complex. The transcript has a single exon.
AUGUGGGAGCGGGACCGAGACCGAGACCGCGAACGCGACAGAGACCGUGAUCGCGAUCGAGGCUAUGAGCGUGAUCGCGAUGGAGGUCGCUGGGGUCGUUCUUCGGGUGCUUACCCUCCUAGGGAUCGCGACAGGUUCGAACGUGACCGCGAUUGGGAUCGAGACCGCGAUGAACGAAGGUUCCGAGAAGACAGAUACCGCGACGACAGAGAUCGCGACCACAUGCGAUCCCCUCGUUCGCCCCCUCAUCUUAGUGAUCGCGGUCGACGCCCUCCUUCUCCCCGGCCACGACGCCGUGACGAUCGACCGCCAGUCGCUGGUCCCGGUCCGUCAACACUCGCAUCGCGCAGUCCGCCCCGACCAAGAUCAAUUGCCGGUACUGCGUCCCCCUCCGAAUCGCAUGCCUCUUUGCCGAAGGCGCAAGACAACACCACCGACUUAGAAGAGGGGGAAGUUGUCUCGCCUGUCCGCCCUCUGCGAUACGCUUCCGACCGUGAUCGUGACCGCGAUUGGGAUCGUGAUCGGGAUCGUCGUUGGUCGCCUGGGCGUGAUCGAGAGAGGGAUCGUGAUCGGGAUCGCGACAGGCCCCCGAGACGCGAAUGGGGACGGCGCCCGGGCUCUCGGCCUCGCAGCCCAUCCCCGUUCCGCCGCCCUCUCGACGACGGUUGGGGCUCGCGCCGCGGGACUCGAACAUCUUCUCCUGUCGACCGCAAACCGUCUGCGAACGAACUCCAGCUCGACACCGGGCGCCCUGCCGACGCCGAUGCGAAACGGGACGGACACCGCACCCCUCGAACUCCGAUACCUAACGGAAUCGACGUUCGCCACCCGGCUGACGCUGUGCGACGAACAGCAGAGUCGCAAGGUGUGAGAUCGCCUGCAUCUGGCCGUUCGCCUGCCACACCUUUGGCCAAGUCACCAGCGCCGACAGAAGCCGAGAAGGCGAAGGAUCAUGUUGCCAAAUCUCCCAUCGCUGGAGCCUCUGCGGCCCCGCAGGUGGCGAACCGGCCCCCCACUCCCCCGAUGCCUUUGUCCGCUACUUCCGAGCCCUUUGAAUCCGCCGCGAAACCUGCCAUGUCGCCUCGUGCUGCGAACGCAGGUUCUCCGGCGCCUGCCGCUGUCCCUCAGGUCGAAGCUGCACCCUCGAAGUCGCCGAAACAGACACCUCUCGCACCGGACGAUGGCGAGCAAGUUGCCAGCGGACCUGCUCACCCGACUGAAACUGAUCCGGCACCCACAGGACCCAACUCAGUGACUGAUGCGGCCUCCGGGUCCGCACAUGAGCGAGAGCCGUUGCCCGGAAUCAUCGGCGAAUUUGAGGAGAAGACGGCUGCUGCUGAAGCUCCUUUGGCUCGUGAUGCAGGGGAUGUGGCGACUGAACCGCAGCCCGCAGCAAAGGAGAACAUGUCCGGUGAUCUGUCUUCGGCAAGGGGAGCGGCCGUCGCAACUGCGGGCGAACCUGCUGAUAAGCUUGCGGACGCUCCGAACGUCCAAACACAGAAGACGAUCGAAGAUUCAAGCGUCCAGGUGAAGCCAGCACCCAUUGCCGAAGCCAUUGAGGGUGCGAAGAGCGAGCUUAUACCUGCAUCUUCGACCGCUAUGGAGGUCGAUGGUCCCACAAACGCAGAAGCUGUUGUGGACGAUGCCCUCACAGAACCAACUGUCAGCGCCGACACCACUAUGGCGACGACGGGCGGAUCUGAAGCGCGGCCUGCAAGGAAGGCUGCCGUGGACAUUGACAUACCCAACGGCGACGCAGCUUCCCGCACUCCCAAAGCUCCGUCUAUGAUCGUUGACUCCAAGUUGGUGGAAGACCGUGUGUCUAGCGAGGCUCUAGACGCCAAUGCACGGGAUGGACAACCGUCGCGUGAUAACGCGAAGUCUUCAACCCCUCCGGUCGCUGUGGAACAUCCUGUCGUGGACGCAAAUAUCUCCGGAGCUGCCUCAGUUUCCGACGUCAUCGCUAGGCAGAGGAAGGCGUCGCCCGCCGCUUCAACCUCGGAAGAGAACGCUGGUGUCGCCCCUCCGUCUGCGGACAAGUCUCCUAUCAUCGCGCCACCCAAGGAGGAGCCGUCCGUCGCCCUAGCAUCGGAGCGCUCGGCUCCUGUAUCUUCGCCGAGCAAGGAGCCGUCUCCGACCCCCCCGACGCGGGCGAAGGAGGCAGAACGUCGCCCCUCCGAGGACAAGUUGGCCGCUGUCGAAUCCAAGCAAGUCGAGCCCCCGACGUCGUCUCCGGUUCAAGAAGAGGCUCCCGCUCUCAAACCCGUGGAGGCGACAUCUGAUCAUCAGGAGCGAACGCAAGAGCACACGUCAGACGCGCCUCCGGUUGCCGCCAAGGAGAAGUCCGUUAGCCCGCCCCCGCAGGCCGAGCCGGAACACGUUGCCGUGGCCCACCCUGCUGUCAAGCACUCGAUCACAAGCGACCCAGGGGUUUCCGAACGCGCAGCUCCUAUCUCGACUGAGGUGGUUACCACGGACACCAAGCCGACUGUGCAUGAAGAAUCGCAGCCGUCUGAAGUUGAGCAGCCUAGGGAGCAUGCACCCACCGAUGCCGAAGGGGACGUGACGAUGCGCCCGGCCAGUCCUCCGCCAGCACCCGUAGCCGCUGCCACGACUGAGGACGAUGGCGAUGAGACUGAGGAAGAGCCAAUCCCGCCAGGCGUAGCGGCAACCCCUCCGGUCGUGGCUGACAUCGUCAUGGCCGAGCCCGUUCAACCUGCCGAGCCUAGGCGGGCACCAAAGGAACUGGUUCCUAUCAUCUUCGAACAGCGCACACGGUCCUCGCGCGCCGUGUCUCGGGCGGAACCCACAGGAGACAUUGAGAUGGCUGAGCCGGAAGUCCAUACUGAGAAGACAGUUACAUUUGUCUCUCCUAAGCGGACCCCGAAUGCUUUGAAACCAGCUACCGAUGACGUAGUAGCUCCGGCCAGCCGUCGAAGACCUUCAAGACGAUCAAUCUCGAAGGAGAAGGCCGAUGUUCGGGCACCAGACUCUGUCCAUGGUGGCACGGACGCUGAGACGGAGCCCGAUACUGCUCGCGAAACGCAGGACGAAACCACUGCUGAGGUCACUGCCGAGGACCUUCGCGAGGCGAAGAUUGCUCAAGCUGUUCUCAAAGCGGUGCAGCAAGGGGCCAACUCUGAAGUUGUGGUCGACCUUGUCCUCGACUGGAACAACCGCGCAGCUCCGACGGAGAGCACACGCAUACACGAUGACCCGAACUUCAACGUCGAUCGUCACAUCGCAGAGAUCACAGCUCCUCUUAGCAAGAGCGUCCCACGUCGCGUUGUCAAGGAAGUGACGGAGACUAUCAAGGAAGAGCAGCGCGAGUACGACGAGAAGGUUGAGCGUCUUCGUCAGGAGUACCUUGACCUCGAUGCCGACUGGCGCAGGCAUCGGGAAUUCCUUGACAAGCUCAUGGAGAAGCGCGGGCCGCCGCCCCAGGAUCUCUACGCUAUUCCCGGCAGCAUCCUUCCUGCGCCUACACUGCCGCCCGCGACUCCAAUUGGCGAAGAGCCGUAUCCUUCCCGUAGCAAUCGUCGACGAGGCGCGGGAGAUGCGGUGGCUACGGAAGCUGAGUACCAGGCCAUUCUGGCUGGCCUUGCCGACAGCGCUGCGAAGGAUCCAACGCAUCGUGCCGCCAAGACCGCCGCCACCAUCCCCGACAUGAUCCUGACUAAGGAGCGUGAUUUCGUGUAUGACGACGAGAACUAUCGCGUGGAUGACCCAAUUGCAUUCUACGACUUCGAAGGUGGUGGCGAGAAGGUCUGGACCGACGAAGAGCGCGUCAAAUUCCAGAAGCGCUACCUGCAGUUCCCGAAGCAGUUUGGCAAGAUUGCUGAGGUCCUGCCCAACAAGACGGCUGGAGACUGUGUCCUCUACUACUACCGCACCAAGUACGCCAACGAUUACAAGACGUUGCUGGCUUCUCGCCGUGGUGUGAAGGCGCGCCGUGCCGUGGCUAAGAAGAAGAGCUCCGCGCUACUGGCGGACAUUGAGCGUCAAAAGGUCAACACGAGCAACAAGGGUCGUCGUGACCGUCAAACCAGCUCCGGCAACUCUACGCCUCAGCCAAGCGGUAGCCGCAAGUCGCGCGGAACCCGCGAGACCGAAACACCGGCCACGCCGGUUACCGAAGGUCCUCCUGCUCCUGCGCCUCGAAGCCGGAAGAAGGAGAGAGGCGACAAGGCCGACAAGGCUGACAAGGUGGCCGACAAGGUGGAGAAGGAGAAAGCGGAACCGUCCGUUGACCCCGAAGACCCGAACGCGGUAUCCUCCCGUGGCGCAAGCGAAGCCCCGACGCCUUCUGCUACGAAGGCGAAGGCGCGCGUGACCGUCAAGACAUCAAGGAAGCGCCAACGCCCGAGCUCAAUAUCCAAGGAGCCGGUCGGGAAGGAGGAAGGUAUUCCUGCUGCAGGCCCCGCAGCUCCAACUGCUACGCAGCCCGUUGCUGUUGCCGCUGUGCAGCCCGCAGCGCCUGCUAUCGAGCCAACUCUUGUUCCACCUCCGAACGGACCGCCCACCAUUGUCACAACCGACGCUAGUGGGCAGCCUCAGCUCGUGGACGCCGAGUCCGGUAUUCCGAUUGACACCGGUCCCUUGCUUCCACCGGUCAAAAGGACGAAGCGUCGCAAGAUCGUUGAGCAGCCAGCCGAUCCGAACGCGCCUCCCCCCGACCCGAACGCUCCUGCGCCUCCACCGACCGAGAGCAAACCCCGUCGUUCGACGACGAACUCGUACUGGUCGGUAGCGGAGAAGCAGAAGUUUGUCGAGCUUGUGCGCGAGCAUGGCACCGACUUCCGCGCGAUCGCCGAUAAGCUCGGCAACACGAAGACGGUCAUCCAGGUUCGCAAUCACUACAACAUCACGCUCAACCAGCUUCGCGCCGACGGCAUCGUCGCUCCGGCAUCGACCGAUGUCGGCGUACAGCAGGUCAAGGUCAACGGCAUUCCCCCAGAGACGAAAUCGUUCAACGCCACUCCAGCCGACUUCCCACCACUUCCUGGUCACAAGCAGGCCCCGGCUCCUACUGCGCAGUCGACGUACGCUCCUCCCCCGCUCGCUGCUGUCGAGCGGCGGCCAUCGCACUCAACGCACGAGCCGCGUAUGGCCGUCUUCCCUCCCAGUCCGAGACAGAGCCAUGCUCCACCGCCGUCGAACCCCGCUCCCUCGGCGCCUCCGGUCAAUCCGCCCUCGCGGUCCGGUGGGAUGCGUAUCUCUGCUCUGCUGAAUGACGAUCCUCCAAAGGAGACCAAGCCAUUUGACAACGCCUCUGUCAUCUCUGACGGCACCGUCGACGAGCGCGAGUUUGACAGCGUCCCGCGCCGCCCUUCGCCCCGCCCAGGCUCUGCGCAGCUGUACCACCACCGCAACGAGAUUCCCUACGACCGCCACUCUUCUUAUCCCGAGCUCAGCCGACGGCCGUCUUAUGGAGACCCUCGGGAUCCACGGGACCCUCGAGACCCUCGCGAAAUCGCGCAGGCACAGGACGAGUAUCGUGGCAUCCAUCGUCCAUCGUCCGCUCACCCUGACGAGCGCUACGCUCCUCACCCCGCGGAUGAGCGAUACGCUCACGCACCGUCCUCGAGCUACUCGUACGCCGCGGCGGCUUACCAUGCGUCGCACGAUCCCCGUGACGUCCGCGACCCUCGCGAUGUUCGAGACGUCCGGGACGUGCGCGAGGUCCGCGAGGUCCGCGAUGUGCGGGACCCACGUGAGCUGCACGAUCCUCGCGAGAGCCACUCCCACGCCGCACACGCCGCGCACGCUGCGUACUACCGACGUUCCCCGCCACGGCACUCUGUCGGUCCCCCGCCGCUCCACACGCCACACGCAGCCCACUCGGCGCACCCUGGCCAUACCAGCCACAGGCCGGGGCACUGGGACGCGCCGAGCCUUCCGUCCCUGGGUGUGUUCCCGGAGCGGCACCACGCUCCACCGUCACAUGCCUCGCACCUCAGUCCGCACCCUCACACGACGCACACCUCAUCUUUGAGGUCAGCUGAGUACAGGCAAGGUGACUGGCGUCCGUAUCUGACUUCGGCGCCGGCGGCCAACGGCCGGGACCGUUCGCCGCAGCCGUAUGCCCCGCGUUAG